CUUCUUUUGUAUAUUGAUCGAUCCAAAACUCCAAAAUACACACUGCUUCGAUCCUUCCUUUUUCUUCCCUCUUUUUUUUCAUCUCUCUUAAUUGUAAGAGAGAAUUAAAAAGAAAAAAUAUGAAAAAUAAAUUGUUUUUCAUGCCUUGAAAAUCAUUCAAGGAUCAUAUAUCUUCAUAUUUCAUAACAACCUUCAAAAAAUACCCAAUAAGAUCCAUUAUUCCAAAUAUUAUACUAUGAGUUUAAUUAUUAUCAAAUAAUAAAAAAGAUAAGAAUCGAAAAAUGAAGAAUACAAUAAGGUGUUGUAUAUCUUGCAUCCUCCCAUGCGGAUCCUUAGAUGUGAUCCGCAUCAUCCACACGAACGGCCGUGUGGAAGAGAUUUCCGGCUCGAUACGAGCCGAAGAAGUCAUGAAGGCUCACCCCAAACACAUCCUUAAGAAACCUACUUCAUGUCCUACUUCAAACGACGUCGUUGAUGCUCCUGAUUCUCACCACCGUAGGCCCACCAUCGUAGUGGUCCCACCUGAUGCUCAACUCCAAAGAGGGAAGAUUUACUUCCUUAUCCCUGUUCAUGAUCAUCACCAUCAACCAUCAUCAGGUAAUUCUGGUAAGAAGAAACUACCGAAAACAUCAGCUUCAUCUGCACCGUCGGUUUCGACUGGUGGGUGUUCAUCAUCGACAACUAGGAGGAAAAGAAGGGAACAGAAAAAUAGAAGUAAUUCAAUAUCAUUAGGAGUAUCAUCAUCAUCAUCUGAUGGGGAUAAGUAUUUGAGUGAUAUUUUGAGUGAAAAAAUUGUAUCAAGAGAAAGAAGAUCAAGAGGAAGAGUUGCUGUUUGGAGACCUCAUUUAGAAAGUAUUUGUGAGACUCUUAGUGAACCUUCUUCAACUGAUCAUUGAUUAUUCAUUAUUUACCAUUUCAUUUUGUGUAUGUGUUUUUUUUUUCUUUUUCUUUUGAUUUCUAUUUGAUUAUUUAUAUGUUUUUUUUAGUAAUAAUGAUCCAAUAGAAAAGAUAAGAAAAAGAAAAAAAAAGUAAGGUAUGUGAAUCUGAUAUCAAUAGUGAAUUUUUGUGAUAAAAACUACUCGAAUUUUUAUUAAUAGUAAAUUUACAAGGACCGAAAGGUAUAGUAUGAAAUUAUGAACAUUUUGGUUAAAUGAAUCGUAAUUAUAUGUAAAAUUUAAUUACUUUUUCAUAUUCCUUUAAAUUUGUUAUGUUGUAUUUAAAAAAUUCUAGUUUGAAUCUGUAUACUAUAGCAAAUUUAUAGUGAUAGAGAAAUAAAAAUAAUAAAAUUUAU
Amaranthus tricolor (Joseph's coat) is the source of this 1291-nucleotide messenger RNA. RefSeq lists its product as uncharacterized. The record is from RefSeq and is a predicted model, not a curated record. The transcript is spliced from 2 exons. Lineage: Eukaryota; Viridiplantae; Streptophyta; Magnoliopsida; Caryophyllales; Amaranthaceae. The coding region runs from base 282 to 896 and encodes 204 amino acids.